AUGGUGGGAAAUGGUGAGAUUGGAUCAGAAGACAAAAAGUUGAAGAAAAUCAGGGCAGUAUCUAAACCACAGAACAGAAAAGAGUUGAGAAAAUUUCUGGGACUUAUAGGUUACUAUAGAAAGUUUAUUGAGAAUUUUUCAGAAAUUGCUGCUCCACUAACAGAUAUGACCAAGAACAGUCGGAGCAAAGUGUUGCAAUGGACAGAGACUACGACAGCAGCGUUUGAGAAGUUAAAAGAAAAGAUGUCUAGUGCACCAGUUUUAAAACUGCCUAAACUAGGAGAACGAUUCACUAUUAGAACAGAUGCAUCAGGUAACGGAUUAGGUGCAGUGUUAAUGCAAGAGAGCGAAGAUGUUACAGAAGUAGUGUCUACUGAGAGAUGUAGAGAUGGCUUGCUUGUGUGGAGAUGUAUCCAGAGUUAUAGAGAUGGCUUGCCUGGAUGA
Molecule: messenger RNA, 444 nt
Organism: Gigantopelta aegis
Lineage: Eukaryota; Metazoa; Mollusca; Gastropoda; Neomphalida; Peltospiridae
Exons: 2
Coding region: 1-444 (147 amino acids)
Source: RefSeq, a predicted model, not a curated record